GUCAGGGAUCCCGUGGCGUCCCCACCGCGCGCCGCCCGCGCCGACGAGUGGUGGUGCUCCGCUGCUCUCCGCUGCUGCUCCUCCGCGCCCGCCCGGGUCUCACCGCCGCCGCGCCCAGCAGCACCGCCUCACGGCCGCGUCUCGACGCGCCCGCCCCGCCGCGCCGCGCCCGCAGUACGCCGUCGUGGUCGGCCCGCCCCGGAGGUGUCCAGAGCCGCUGGCCGGCCUCGCAUCAGCGCGUCCCGGCCUCCCUCGAGCUGGUGGUCCACGCCCGCGACCUUGAUCUCGACUCUAGUCAGUGUGUGUGUAUGUGUGUGAGUGAUAUUGUGGUGACUGCGACACGUGCUCUCCCCCGCGGACCGCCGCUGCCCGGGCCUUGGCCGUGGCAAUGAGCUUCGGCUGCACGUCGAUCAAACCUCCUCAGGUGUGACCAAUAUCAACCGCCACCAUGGAGGAUGUGACUGCAGAUGUGGGCGAAAACAUCAAAGAAGCUACUGACAAGUCUUCUCAAGAUGCCGAAGCUAGUGCCAAGGUUAAUGGUGAUUUAAAUGGAUCAGUAAAUGAAGCCAUGGAUGUGGAUGCCCCUGUGGUUACUCCAGCUGAAGCCUCAGCUGUCAAGGACAACUCUGAGUCAUCUGAGGGUCAAGAGAAGCAGGAGCAGGAUCAGGAACAGGAAAAGGGAACUAGUAAUGACGAUGAACCUAUGGACGUAGACAAUAACAUUAGUGAUGUGCCUAGCGACCUCUCUGCAAAGAGUGAAGUGCAUGUUGAAAGUGAUGACCAUUCAGAUGGUCAGCCAAACUCUAGUGUAAAGAAUGGACCAAGUGCUGAUGAGAAAAAGCUUGAAGACAGUAUAGAAGAAAAAAGUGUGGAGGAUAGUGAGACGAAAUCAGAUCAAAGUGAUAUUAGGGAUGAAGUUAGUUUAGAAAAAGUAGAUAAUAAAGUAAGUGCUAAGGAUGAUCACUCAAAUGAUCCAAUUUCAAAGGAAAGUGCAUCUGUUAGUGAUAGUGAACAAGAUGGGAGUGAGGAACCAACCAGUAAAUCAUCAUUACAGAAUGGUGAAGCUGAUGAAGCAUUAGAUGAAAGUAUAGAGGGUGAAGAAGCCAAGGAUCUCUCCAAAGAUUCAAGGAAAGAGGAAGAAACACCUGAGAGAGGUGACAGUGAGAGGAAUGAAGGGGAAAGUGAAGAAUCACCUGAUGGUUCAUCACCCAGCAAAAAAGGCAAGGGUCGAAAAAAUCCUGCACCCUUAUCUCUUACACCACGAAGAAGUUCUCGCAAUUUAAAUAAGCAAAAGAGUUAUGCUGAAGACAAGGAGGAGACUCAAGAACGGGACGAUGGGUCAGAUAUUGAAGAAAUUGCUAUGGUUGACCCUCUUAGUGCAACUGGGGAUCAACAAAAUAAGGAAAAUAGCAAGGCCAGAGCAGCUAGUAGAAGUAGUACUACCAAUAAGACAAUUGUUGUAAAUGAUACAAAACAUUUGGUUGAGAUUGCAUCGGGUAGUAAACAGACAAAGGGUCAGAAAAAAGAACCAACCUUGGUCAUCAUAGAUACCAAUUCCAUAAUAUCAGGGCGAUCACCGAUUCCUGUUGGUACUAAUAAGAUUGCAAAUCGACCUGGUCUACAAAUUACUCCUGCUAAUCUGUCUAGCUCAUCAUCAUCCUCCUCUUCUGUACAGCAAAGCUUUUCUGUCCAUCCAGUUGGUGGCCACAGCCAGACUGUUUUCAAUACCAGCAUUACACCCAUGCAACGUAAAUCACCUGUACAGCCACCCCCAGAGAAGCAACCAGUGAUUCUGCCCUCUUUGACAGAUGACAUGUAUGUUGUGGAAGCUCCAUCAUUCAUUGUUCCAUAUGUGUAUGAGAAGCCACCUAUUAAACCAUUGAAGGACUUCAUUGAAGACCUUGGAGAGGCUCUCAAAAAACAAAAAUUGGAGGAGGAAGAAAAGGACAAAGAAGAAUCUGAGAAAAAAGAUGAGAAAGCAAAAGAAGAAGAUUCUAAUGAAGAAGAAUCAGCAAAGAAAGAUGGAGAUAAGGUUGAAACUAAAGAUAAAUCUGAUAGUGAUGAAAAGGGCAAAGAUGAGGAAAAAAUGGAUGUAGAUGACGAGAAAAAGUCCAGCAAGGAAGAAAAGGACGAAUCAAAGGAUAAAGAUGAUACAGCAUUACGAGAUAGUUCAAAAUCUGAUGAGAAGAAAGAUGAUGCUGCAAAGGAUCUGUCAAAAGGAGAUGCUGAUAAGGCAGAUGAUAAGAAACCACAAUCCUACUUUGACAAUCCCCUGGGCAAAUUCUUCAUGCAAAUUGGUACUAAUCUGGUUCAAGAACAUGUUCAAACAGAUCUUCUCAGAUCACAGAAGAAAAAAAGGGAUAGGGAAGGUGGUAAAGGUGGUGCUAGUACUCAAAUGGCAAUUAAUUCCCUACAACAGACCUUAGAAUACAGCAAAGAAAACAAUGCUCCUUUCCAUUUAGACCAGAAGAAGUGUGACUAUUGUAGUUUUAAAACUGAAUCUGCCCUAGUAAUGGCUCAUCAUAUGGAAACUCCUCACAUGAGAAACUAUAUUUACCGGUGCAAUUUCUGUGAUAAGGAAGUUCGAUCACCUCAUGACAUAUUAUUCCACAUGGAAGCUGAGCACAAUGUUAGGGGAAAGCUGGAACGUGGACCUGCAUUCCAUCAGUGUCCCAACUGUCCGUUUGAAGACAACCAGAAAGGAAAACUUACGAGACAUCUUGUGUCUUGUCAAAAGAAAUAUCGUCCAGACAAAAAUCAGGAACCACCAAUUGAUUGGGAGCCACCAGCGAAAAUACCCCGGGUAUCGCGCAGUAGACCUUUCCCAAUGGGUGGUCAAACUGUUGCAGGGAUGACAAUGCCACAGAAACCGGGUAUGGUUGGUCAACCACAUCCGUUACUACCGAAGCUACCAGCUGGAUCUACAAUUAUGGGUCAAACCACAUUAGGUCAGAUGGCCAACUCACUUGGCAGAGGACGCGGGCGUCCGCCAGUGACUGGUGGCCGUUUCCCUGAUCUUAAAGCAACUUCAGGAAUGCAGCAACAACAGAGGCUGCAAAAUCCUAUGUCCAGCAUGUUGUAUCGCUCCUCACCUUCAGGGUCCUCACAAGUACUUGUUCCCACUUCUUAUCAGAUUGCUGGCAAUCCGAUUUAUCAAGUGGUGGGAGGGCAGGUGAUGAAAGUUUUACCUCGACCAGGAGAAGGGGCUACUCCCUUACCAUUUGCCCUUGUGCCAAAUCCUACAGGCAGCAGUUCUCAGAACUCAAAGGGUCAAGCAAGCAAACUUCAACAGCAGCCCAGCAUUUCCAUUACACCCUUACCUCGCCAGUCCUCUGGCACACCACCCAAUGCCCACAGCACAGGCAUGCCUGCAGGAAGCAACAAGCCCGGCCAUCCAAGCAGUGGAGGAAAGGCAACCUUUGUCAUUUGUGAGAUUUGUGAUGGUUACAUAAAGGACUUGGAACAACUGAGAAACCAUAUGCAAUGGAUCCAUAAGGUUAAAAUUCAUCCGAAGAUGAUUUAUAAUCGUCCCCCACUCAACUGUCAAAAGUGUCAGUUCCGAUUCUUUACUGAUCAAGGACUGGAGCGUCAUCUUUUAGGCUCCCAUGGCCUUGUUACUUCUAGUAUGCAAGAAGCAGCAAAUAAGGGCAAAGAUGGGGGAAGAUGUCCAGUAUGUGGCAGGGUGUACCAAUGGAAAUUGCUUAAUCAUGUUGCUCGAGACCACAGCAUGACACUGAAGCCUGCCCACCUGUCUUAUAAAUGUACAGUAUGUACUGCCACUUUUGGCAUGUACAAGCAGUUUGAAAAUCAUGUCUACUCUGCUCAUUCAGUCGUGGCUAAAAGAGUAAUGGACAAAAAGCCUGGUGGCACAACGAGCACCUCAAGUCCCUCAGUCAGUCGGUCGCCCGCUCCAGCCCAGCAGGGCGACUCUCUACUCAUCAAGCCCCUGAAGAUCAACGAUGAGAUUACUAUAAUCCCUCAGCCCACACGCUCCGCACGGCCCUCGCCCGCAGGCCGCAGUGCGCCGCUACCUGCUCACAUGCAGGGGGGAAAGGCUGGCGAUGACAGGCAGCGGCGACCAGGGAGUGGAUCUGGAAGAGAUGAUGAUGGUGUCCAAAUAAUAGACCUAGAUGACUCUCCAUCCAAAGAUGCAUUGUCUGCUGUACAGGAAAGAUUACGACGCAGGACAAGCCUGGAAGUUAGUCAAGUGGAAACAACAGAAGAAGACAGUUCAACACCUCCAGCUAAAAAAACCCGCAGAGAGUGAUGAUGUCUUUUAUUAAUUUUGAAAAUUGACUGGUGAACUCACUCCGCUGUGAGUCAAGCGGUGUGACAUCAGUGUCAUCAGUGCAAAGCACAUGUCAGGCUGGGCUGUGCCUUUAAGGCCACCAUCAUGAACUAUUGUACAUCUGAGGAACUUUUUUAUUUUUUACUUAAUUUAAACUGACCCAUCAGUGAUGUAUAUGUGCAGUUUUAUUAAUAAAUAGGCCAUCCAAUCAAAGGUUAUGUCCCCUCCAGUUUUUUUUAAUGUAAUUAUUCAUCUUUUAGAAACUGAGUGUUUUGUGAAGAGAAAAGCAAUAGUGUGAUGGUGUUGGUUCGAGCUGCCAGCUACAGAUGCGAGUUUUGCAGCUGUACGGGGUACAAAAUGCAUGUUGUCACGUUACUCAAUGGACUGUACCAACAGCAUGUGAUUUAACUAGAUUUGAUAAAUGUACCCUGUUGCCUGGCUGGUACUUGUAUGUAUAGAAGUAGAAAUGUAAGGUGUAGAUUGUAUUUAAUGUACUAGAAUUUGGGGAAAAUAAAAGUGGUGAAUUCUCAUUACUUUUGGUUUCAUACUCAUAUUUAUAAUAGGUUUUUUAGCUCUGCAACAGGUCUUUUAAAGUGAUGAUGCAAGAAUGAACUAGUGUGUUAUAAAAUUUGAGAGAGAAUGGAAAGUUGAUUAAAUGAACUUAAUCAAGGAGACUGUCAGAUCAGCCUGCCUGUGUGCCUGACUGAGCUUUGCCGUGACAAUGGAUCAUGAAAGAGUGGCACUGCCAGCUAAAAGGACCACUUAACAGUGUAUACUUCUUUUUUUAAAAUUUUGUGUUAACAUUUUUUAUAUAAUUACUGUUCUUGGAAUUUGUGAGGAAUCAGCAAAUUGCAUCUGUGGUUGAUAGGAAAACAUCAUUGUAAUCUCAUUCUCAUAUUUUCCAUUUUUGGCUAGAAUGGUAUUGCUUGUUGCACAUUGUUUUGGAGUCGCGUCUGAGAGAAAGGCCUCACGUAAACUUUAUCUAUAUUCUUGGCACCUCCUUCGUGCCAACAAGCGUUUUUGCUUCUGAUGGUACCAAAGUUUUCGCGUGGUCCAAUACAGACACUAUUCCAAAAUGCACUUCUCUAUUAUAAAAAGUGUAAAAUAUAGUGAAAACUUGUACUUAUGAAAAUUAUAAGAAAAUUAGGUUUUUUAUGA
Messenger RNA from Frankliniella occidentalis (western flower thrips), 5446 nucleotides. RefSeq names its product MOG interacting and ectopic P-granules protein 1. Gene Ontology annotation, cellular component: nucleus. The record is from RefSeq and is a predicted model, not a curated record. Gene Ontology annotation, biological process: regulation of gene expression. The coding region runs from base 449 to 4267 and encodes 1272 amino acids. NCBI's taxonomy places the organism in Eukaryota, Metazoa, Arthropoda, Insecta, Thysanoptera, Thripidae. The transcript has 10 exons.